Messenger RNA from Ilex paraguariensis (yerba mate), 456 nucleotides. NCBI's taxonomy places the organism in Eukaryota, Viridiplantae, Streptophyta, Magnoliopsida, Aquifoliales, Aquifoliaceae. The record is from the annotation of a GenBank genome assembly.
AUGUACAUAGUGCUUUUCCUCAAUAACAGAUAUUACCUUCGCCGGCAUGACCAGGCCAGAGUCCAGAGGGAUGGUGUUGAUUUCAUGUCAUUCUCAGUAUGUUCAUACGUCUUGGAGACACAUUUUGAUGAAAACCCACUUGCAGUUGGAGCUUUUGCAGCUACAAGGAAAGGCAUAUUUGUUGCUUGUUCAGCUGGAAAUGAUGGUCCUCAUGGUUUCACUGUUCUUAAUGGACCUCCUUGGAUCACAACCAUUGGUGCGGGGACAAAUGAUCAAGAUUAUGCUGACCGCUACAGGAAAAUCAUAUAUUCAGAAGACUUGUUGGCUCUGGGGUUCUUAUACACUUUGGCCAGAGGAAUCGAAUUAAAGAACCUUGUGCUGAUUAUUCUCUUGAUCCGAAGCAUGUUUGCAUGGAAGUUUGUUUUUGUGAGUGCAUCGACAAACUGCAGUAAUUAA